CGGCUGGCGGGGUGAGGAAGCGUGGAGCUUCCGGGCGCCCGCGCUCUUCCGGUGCCGGCGGAGGCUAUGGCGGCCGGCGGCAGCGACCCGCGGACGGCGGACGUGGAGGAGGACGCCUCACAGCUCGUCUUCCCUAAAGAGUUUGAAACUGCGGAAACCCUUCUGAAUUCAGAAGUGCAUAUGCUUCUCGAGCAUCGUAAGCAACAGAACGAGAGUGCAGAAGAUGAGCAGGAGCUCUCAGAAGUCUUCAUGAAAACCUUGAACUACACAGCACGCUUCAGCCGCUUUAAAAACCGUGAAACCAUUGCCAGUGUCCGUAGUUUGCUGCUCCAGAAAAAGCUCCACAAGUUUGAACUGGCAUGUUUGGCUAACUUGUGUCCUGAGACAGCUGAGGAAGCAAAAGCCUUGAUUCCUAGCCUAGAGGGCAGAUUUGAAGAUGAGGAAUUACAGCAGAUUCUUGACGACAUUCAGACAAAACGCAGCUUCCAGUAUUAAGAUUAACCCUCAACCCUUUUAUCGGCACAGAAAAGACUAGAACCUUCGACUGCUUCUUAGCCCUCUGGUUCAAUCCAGCUCCUUGGCUGAGUGAGAGGAGUUGUGGGUCUGGGGUACUCCAGUGCUGUGCCACUCACAGGUGCACUCAGGCUGGAGAUCAGUGUAGUCCUUUCAGUUUGUUCCAUGUUGGUAAAGAUGCCUGUAUUGUGAGAGCCAAAGAACCUGAAAAGGCUUUUUUUUCCCCCAGUGGCUCAAGUAUUUGUUUUUUUGAAAUCCCUCUCACCGUUUUGGAAAUGAUCAACCUUUCUGUUUGCUCGUUUGAAUUUUGUUUGUUUGGUUUUGUUUUAGCAGAAAUACAGAUGUGACCUUUUAGUUUCGUGAACUUCUACAAGAGAUAGAGAACAUUGCUCUUGGCUCUCAGAAGGUUUAAUGGUGGUUGGCAUGAUGUUUCUGUGGUGGGGUUUUAUUGUUUGAUCAAGACAGUGGAUUUUUACAGCUUAAAUAAUUUUCUAUUGUUUAAUGUAAAUUAAAAUAUAUUUCUAAUUAA
Pogoniulus pusillus (Red-fronted tinkerbird) is the source of this 1042-nucleotide messenger RNA. RefSeq names its product RNA polymerase II subunit D (gene POLR2D). Bases 67 to 495 code for a protein of 142 amino acids. Gene Ontology annotation, molecular function: translation initiation factor binding; nucleotide binding. The record is from RefSeq and is a predicted model, not a curated record. Gene Ontology annotation, biological process: transcription initiation at RNA polymerase II promoter. The transcript has 4 exons. Lineage: Eukaryota; Metazoa; Chordata; Aves; Piciformes; Lybiidae. Gene Ontology annotation, cellular component: RNA polymerase II, core complex.